AUGACAUCCAAGACCCCUGAUCUUUCUUCAACGAAAACUAAUCUUGAACUGAUUAAACAACAAAAAGUUUCAGUUCAAGAUAUUUUUUUUUAUAUUCCAAAUUUGAUUGGAUAUUUAAGAAUAAUAACUGCCAUUAUAUCAUUUUUAUGUAUGGCUAAUCAUCCUGUGGCCACAUUGAUUUUUUAUGGGAUUUCAGGGUUUUUAGAUGCAUUUGAUGGAUAUGCUGCUAGAAAAUUCAAUCAAGGUACUAGAUUUGGUGCUGUAUUAGAUAUGGUAACUGAUCGAUGUGCUACUAGUUCUUUAAUUGUAUAUCUUGGAGUGUUAUAUCCUCAAUAUACUGUGAUUUGGCAAAUACUAGUCAGUUUAGAUUUAUCAUCUCAUUAUAUGCAUAUGUAUGCUAUGUUAUCAGCUGGUUCCACAUCUCAUAAAAAUGUUGAUGAAACUCAAUCAAAAUUAUUAUCAUUAUAUUAUAAUAAUCGAUUAGUAUUGUUUUUCGUUUGUCUUGUCAAUGAAUUAUUUUAUAUGGCAGUUUAUUUACAUUAUUAUAAAUUUUUUUGGUUAGGUACAGUUAUGCUAGUGGCAAGUACACCAAUUUGGUUAUUUAAACAAAUUGCCAAUAUUAUACAAUUGAAAAAUGCAUCAUUAAUAUUGGCAAGAAUGGAUGCUCAUGAUCAUAGUAAAAGAGAUUAG
This is a messenger RNA of Candida dubliniensis CD36, 690 nucleotides long. RefSeq names its product CDP-diacylglycerol--inositol 3-phosphatidyltransferase. The transcript has a single exon. Lineage: Eukaryota; Fungi; Ascomycota; Pichiomycetes; Serinales; Debaryomycetaceae. Gene Ontology annotation, molecular function: CDP-diacylglycerol-inositol 3-phosphatidyltransferase activity. The record is from RefSeq and is a predicted model, not a curated record. Gene Ontology annotation, biological process: phosphatidylinositol biosynthetic process. The coding region runs from base 1 to 690 and encodes 229 amino acids. Gene Ontology annotation, cellular component: Golgi apparatus; membrane.